AAACAAACCGCUGCUUUCUGUCGCGCUUUACUCUUUUUCCUCUUUAUUUAUACUCCCAAUGCCCCCCUCUCUCUCUCUCACACUGAUCACGGCGAUGAACGGGAAACGUCUUUCCCUUUUCCUGUCCUUUUUCGCCGCCAUCGCUGUCUCGUUCGCCGCUCCUCUUCAAUAUCAGACCCUCAUCCCCACCUCCCUACCCUCCCCUCAAACCCUUUCAUGGCCCAACCUUCAACAAUCCGAAUCAACUCUCUCAGUAAACUUGCAUCAUGUGGACAAUCUCUCUCCCGCCUUCAACUCAUCCCCACACUCCCUCUUCAAACUCCGCCUCCAGCGUGACGCCGCCAGAGCCAAAGCUCUCUCCGCCAUGGCCGCCUCCAGCAAGCCACGCGGCGGAGGCGACUUCAGCAGCUCGGUAACCUCCGGGAUCGCGCAGGGGAGCGGAGAGUACUUCACACGCAUCGGGUUCGGCACUCCGCCCAGAAACGUGUACAUGGUGCUGGACACCGGCAGCGACGUCGUUUGGGUCCAAUGCUCCCCCUGUAGGAAAUGCUAUUCCCAAACCGACCCGCUUUUCGAUCCCAAAAAAUCGACUUCGUUCCUCGGAGUCGCCUGCGCCUCCCCUGUCUGCCGCCUCCUCGAUUCCCCCGGCUGCAACGCCCGCCGCAAAUGCCUCUACCAGGUCUCCUACGGUGACGGCUCCUUCACCGUCGGCGAAUUCUCCACCGAAACGCUCACGUUUAGGCGCACCAAAGUCAGCAACGUCGCCUUUGGCUGCGGCCACGAUAACGAGGGUUUGUUCGUUGGCGCCGCCGGGUUGCUAGGCCUAGGCCGCGGGAAGCUCUCUUUUCCCACCCAAGCCGGUGGCCGAUUCGGGAAGAAGUUCUCCUACUGCUUGGUCGACCGCUCGGCCUCUUCCAACCCGUCGUCGAUGGUGUUCGGCGACUCCGCCGCCUCGAGGAACGCCGUUUACACGCCGCUGCUCACGAAUCCGAAGCUCGACACGUUCUACUACCUCGGAUUGAACGGGAUCUCGGUCGGCGGGAAGCGUGUGCCCGGAAUCACGGCGUCGCUUUUCAAGCUCGAUGGGAUCGGAAACGGCGGGGUGAUUUUGGAUUCGGGCACGUCGGUUACCAGGCUGACCCGACCCGCGUAUGUGUCGCUGAGGGACGCGUUCGUGGCCGGGGCUCCGAAUCUGAAGCGUGAUUUGGAGUUCUCGCUCUUCGACACGUGCUUCGAUCUAUCCGGAAAGACGGAGGUGAAGGUGCCGACGGUGGUGCUGCAUUUUGAGGGCGCGGAUGUGUCGCUGCCGGCGUCGAAUUACUUGAUUCCGGUGGAUAGUGAUGGGAAAUUUUGCUUUGCCUUUGCGGGUACCAACACCGGGUUGUCGAUAAUCGGGAAUAUCCAGCAGCAGAGUUUCCGGGUUGUGUUCGAUUUGGCGGCUAAUCGGGUCGGGUUCGCUCCGCGAGGAUGCGUCUAACAACCCUAACCGAAAAGGAAUCAAAAUCAGUCGUGUGUUUUAAAUUUUAAUUAUGUGUAAUCCAUACUGCAGAUUUGGGAAGUACUCCUUAUUAAUACAAACCAGAUGCAUAAAGAAUGAAA
Molecule: messenger RNA, 1599 nt
Organism: Salvia splendens (bonfire salvia)
Lineage: Eukaryota; Viridiplantae; Streptophyta; Magnoliopsida; Lamiales; Lamiaceae
Product: aspartyl protease family protein 2
Exons: 1
Coding region: 59-1477 (472 amino acids)
Biological process (GO): proteolysis
Molecular function (GO): aspartic-type endopeptidase activity
Source: RefSeq, a predicted model, not a curated record